Molecule: messenger RNA, 1156 nt
Organism: Theobroma cacao (cacao)
Lineage: Eukaryota; Viridiplantae; Streptophyta; Magnoliopsida; Malvales; Malvaceae
Product: putative pectate lyase 16
Molecular function (GO): pectate lyase activity
Source: RefSeq, a predicted model, not a curated record
GCUCCUAAGAAAGUUAUGAAUGUAAUAGAUUCCUGCUGGCGAACCAGGUCCAAUUGGGCUACCAAUCGCAGGGCCUUGGCCGAUUGUGUGGUAGGCUUUGGCAAGGCAGCAAUAGGAGGGAAAUAUGGAGCAAUAUACGUAGUUACAAACCCUUACGAUGACCCCAUCAACCCUGCACCUGGCACGCUUCGUUAUGGUGUUAUUCAAACGAGUCCUCUUUGGAUCAUUUUCGCCAGAGAUAUGGUUAUCACGCUCAAAAAUGAACUGAUUGUGAAUAGUUUCAAGACUAUAGAUGGCAGAGGGGCUAAAGUGGAGAUUGCAUACGGACCCUGCAUAACAGUUCAAGGUGUUACCAAUGUUAUAAUACAUGGGAUUAGCAUUCAUGAUUGCAAGCCAGGGAAAGCUGGCAUGGUCAGGAGCUCCCCUACGCAUGUAGGGAAACGUGAAGGUUGUGAUGGAGAUGCAAUCAGCAUUUUUGCAUCUUCCAACAUUUGGGUUGAUCACUGCUACCUAGCCCGUUCUGCCGAUGGCCUUAUUGAUGUCAUUCGUGCUUCGACCGCUGUCACAAUCUCUAAUAACUAUUUCACUCAACAUGAUAAAGUGAUGUUGUUAGGACACAGUGACAAAUUCACUGCGGACAAAGUUAUGAAAGUUACGGUAGCUUUUAACCGGUUUGGCGAGGGACUCAUUGAGAGGAUGCCAAGGGUCAGGAUAGGCUACGCCCAUGUUGCCAACAACAGGUAUGAUGAAUGGAAGAUGUAUGCCAUCGGUGGCAGCGCCAAUCCAACCAUUUUCAGCGAAGGAAACUACUUCAUAGCUCCGGAUAACUCUGCUUCCAAGGAGGUUACCAAGAGAGAAGCAAGUAAUUGGCGAAAUUGGACAUGGCAGUCUUCAAAGGAUGUCUUUAAGAACGGUGCUUAUUUUGUUCCAUCUGGCUAUGGAAGUUGUGCUCCUCGCUAUACUCGAGCUCAAUCGUUCAAAGCUGCUCCAGGAUACAUGGUUCCUGCUUUAACAUCUGAUGCUGGUCCUUUACGCUGUCUUGUUGGCAAAGCAUGCUAAAACUUUAAACUCAUUUCCCUCCUGUUGUUGCAUAUCCACUUUUGUUUCUUUCUUUCUCGGUGUCCAUUCUACAAUUGUUUUCCAAAGUUCUAAACUC